This is a messenger RNA of Hylaeus anthracinus, 1288 nucleotides long. Its product is annotated as myophilin. Gene Ontology annotation, molecular function: actin binding. Bases 98 to 607 code for a protein of 169 amino acids. Gene Ontology annotation, biological process: actomyosin structure organization. Lineage: Eukaryota; Metazoa; Arthropoda; Insecta; Hymenoptera; Colletidae. The transcript has 4 exons. The record is from RefSeq and is a predicted model, not a curated record.
CGACUUAGUCUCUAGUCAGCGUCAUCGUUCAAAAGUCGGAAGUCCUCCAAGUCUGUGAUCAACCGGGAGACCAGCGAAAGAGAAAAGGGGAAAAACCAUGCCGGCUCGCAACAAGGAACAAGAGACGGAGGUGUUGGCCUGGAUCGAGGCUGUUUUGGGCGAGAAGCUUCCGCCAGGGAACUACGAGGAUAUUCUGAAGGAUGGCGUUGUCCUGUGCAAGCUCAUCAAUAAACUAGCGCCAGGAUCGGUGAAGAAAAUUCAAGCCAAGGGAACCAACUUCCAACUCAUGGAGAACGUUCAAAGAUUCCAAGCCGCCAUUAAGGACUACGGCGUUCCACAAGAAGAGAUCUUCCAAACGGCCGAUCUCUUCGAGAGACGCAACAUCCCACAAGUUACGCUUUGUCUGUACGCCCUUGGAAGGAUUACGCAGAAACACCCCGAGUACACUGGACCGAGGCUAGGACCAAAGAUGGCGGAUGAAAACAAACGAACGUUCACCGAGGAACAACUCCGCGCCAGCGAGGGCCAGGUCAAUUUGCAAAUGGGAUACAACAAAGGCGCGAGUCAAUCCGGUCACGGUGGAUUUGGCAACACUCGACACAUGUAAACAUGAUUUCUCUGAUGCGCACGUGUUGCUAUCGAUCGAUAUAUAGGUGUAGAAAUUCUUUUACUACUCGCUACCUAUGUGUCUACAAAUGCCACAAGACAUGACCAAAUAGAAUCGAGAUGUUCUCAUCGGAGCCCAAUGAUCGUUUCAAUGGACAUUUAGGAAAAUGUAAUUUAGGAUUGCUGAAAGAAAGAAGAACGCCUAAAUUUGUUAAAUUGAUUUUGUUAUAGUAUUCUGCGUGAACGUAAAUGCGAUAUCCUGGCAAAACGCGAUGUUAAUCGACCGACGCAACGUUUACACAAUACACAUUAUUUAUUCCUACAUUACACGUCACACGGUAUUCAUCGAAGAUGAGUAUUAUUUCAUUCAAAUAAUACACUCGCCACAUUACUCGAAACAACACGACUUAUACACACACGUACAUUUACAUACACACAUAUACAAAGACAUUUUACACUCUCUUUUAGUCGUAAACGUUAACAUCGCGAAAAACGAAAGGAUUUGUUCGGAGUGAACAGGAUCACGCAAUUACGACACGCUUAUCGUGGGACCUUGUGUCUUGCAUGAGAAUAAUUUCAUCGUAUACGUAUUUAAAGUAUUCAAUUGUUUACUCGUAAUUUGCUAAUAAUAUGUAAACGAAAAAAAAAAAAAAUAAAGAGGCAGUGCUGCUAUUUUUUAUUA